UCCGGCGGGCCGGCUCCGCCGCGGGCUGCGCGACAUCUCCUUCAUGGCGCGCCGGCGGCCCGAGCUGCUCUGCGGGGCCGUGGCGCUCGGCUGCGCGCUGCUCCUCGCCCUCAAGUUCACCUGCAGUCGAGCAAAAGAUGUGAUUAUACCAGCCAAGCCACCUGUCAGCUUUUUCUCCUCGAGGUCGCCAGUUCUUGACCUCUUCCAGGGGCAGCUGGACUACGCAGAGAUCAUUCGCCAGGACUCAGAGGUGGUGCUGCUCUUCUUCUAUGCCCCGUGGUGUGGCCAGUCCAUCGCUGCCAGGGCAGAAAUUGAGCAAGCAGCAAGUCGGCUUUCAGACCAGGUGUUGUUUGUGGCAAUUAACUGUUGGUGGAACCAGGGGAAAUGCAGAAAACAGAAACAUUUCUUUUAUUUUCCUGUAAUAUAUCUAUAUCAUCGGAGUUUUGGACCAAUCGAGUACAAAGGCCCCAUGAGUGCUGUUUACAUUGAGAAGUUUGUCCGCCGAGUGAUGAAACCACUUCUCUACAUCCCAUCUCAAUCAGAGUUACUAGAUUUUCUCUCAAACUACGAGCCUGGAGUCCUCGGGUACUUUGAAUUCAGUGGCUCACCCCAGCCCCCUGGUUAUUUGACCUUCUUCACAUCAGCCUUGCAUUCAUUAAAGAAAGAUUACCUAGGAACAGUACGAUUUGGGGUUAUCACAAAUAAGCAUCUUGCGAAACUGGUAUCCUUAGUACACUCUGGAAGUGUGUAUUUACAUAGACAUUUCAACACAUCACUUGUCUUCCCCAGGGAGAUCAUGAACUACACCGCUGAGAACAUCUGUAAAUGGGCCUUAGAAAACCGGGAGACACUCUUUCGAUGGCUGCGACCACAUGGAGGCAAGAGUCUUCUGCUGAAUAAUGAACUGAAGAAAGGACCAGCACUUUUUUUAUUCAUACCCUUUAAUCCCUUAGCAGAAAGUCACCCUUUAAUAGAUGAGAUCACCGAAGUGGCCUUGGAGUACAACAACUGUCAUAGGGACCAGGUGGUGGAGCGCCUCCUUCAGCACCUGCGGCACGUGGACACCCCAGUGUUCGAGUCGCUGGCCCCGGAGGCACCAGCCCAGCUGCCAGACCCGCCGCUCAUCACCAUGUCGCCCUGCUGCAACACCGUGGUGCUGCCCCAGUGGCAUUCUAUCUCCAGGACCCACAACGUGUGCGAGCUGUGCGUCAACCAGACUGCCGGGGGCGUCAAGCCCAGCUCGGUCAGCGUGCCGCAGUGCAGCUUUUUUGAGAUGGCGGCAGCUCUGGAUUCCUUCUACCUCAAGGAGCAGACCUUUUACCACGUGGCAUCAGACAGCAUAGAAUGCAGCAAUUUUUUAAGUUCCUACAGUCCUUUCAGCUACUACACUGCAUGUUGCAGGACCAUAAGCAGGGGCGUAAUGGGCUUCCUCGAUUCUGAGCACGAGCUCUUUGAAACCCCAGCCAUUACAUUCUCUUCCCUGGAGAAGAAAUAUGAAGUUGAGUCCCCGAGCUCCGUUCCUCACAUUGAGGAGAACCGGUUCCUCUUCCCUGGAGUGGAUGUGGAAAGCACAAGCUUCACAGGGCUGAGCUGCAGAACCAACAAGACCCUGAACAUCUACCUUUUGGAUUCCAAUUUAUUUUGGUUAUAUGCUGAGAGGCUGGGAGCCCCGAGCUUCACCCUCGUGAAGGAAUUUGCUGCAAUUGUCGAUGUGAAGGAAGAGUCUCAUUAUAUCUUGGACCCCAAGCAAGCUCUUGUGAAGUUCACCCUAGAGUCUUUUAUUCAAAACUUCAGUGUUCUCUACAGUCCCUUGAAAAGGCAUCUUAUUGGAAGUGACUCUGCCCAGUUCCCUUCUCAGCAUUUAAUCACCGAAGUGACAACUGAUACCUUUUGGGAAGUAGUCCUCCAAAAACAGGAUGUUUUGCUGCUGUACUAUGCACAGUGGUGUGGCUUCUGUCCAUCCCUCAAUCACGUCUUCAUCCAGCUAGCUCGCCUCCUGCCAGCGGACACGUUCACUGUGGCAAGGAUUGAUGUAGCUCAGAAUGAUCUUCCUUGGGAAUUUAUGGUUGACCGUCUUCCUACCGUCUUAUUUUUUCCCUGCAACAGAAAGGACUUAAGUGUGAAAUACCCCCAAGAUCUUCCCAUCACCCUCCCGAAUCUGCUCAAGUUUAUCCUGCACCACUCAAACCCCGAGCCUGCGCCCCAAAGCCUGGCGAACCCCACGACCAAAGAAUGUCAGCAGAGCGAGGAGGCGCUGCAGCAGGGGCACAUCUCGCACCUGGAGCGGGAGAUCCGGAAGCUGAGGGCGGAGCUCCGCGCCCUGCACAGUGCGCAGGCGCAGGUGGAGGCGCAGCUGGCUAGCGCGCGGCGGGACGAGCACCGGCUGCUGCGCCAGAAGCAGACCCUGGAGCAGCAGCACAGCCUGCUCCGGCUGCACAGCGAGCAGCUGCAGGCGCUGUACCAGCAGAAGACCGGCCAGCUCGAGGAGGUGGCCCGCAGGCUGCAGGAGCUGGCCGACGCCUCCGAGAACCUCCUCACCGAGAACGCCUGGCUCAAGAUCCUGGUGGCCACCAUGGAGAGGAAGCUGGAGGACAAGGAAGGCGCCGAAACGCUCGCCACACCAAAAGAGGCCCACACCGACCACCCUGAGCCCGUGGGGGAACCCCGGGUUCCUGGCGGCAACCCUCCCUCCUCCAACGUCAGCGCCACGCUGGCAUCAGAAAGGAGUCAUGAAAACAGGACAGACUAACUUAAAAUUUUAAAACAUGAAGAAAUCAAAGGGGAAGACUGUAUAUUGGGAAUAUAUUUAUGCAAAUUUUAUUGAAAUUUAUUGUAAAUAAAGAUUUUCUCAGUGGUCUAG
Molecule: messenger RNA, 2860 nt
Organism: Elephantulus edwardii (Cape elephant shrew)
Lineage: Eukaryota; Metazoa; Chordata; Mammalia; Macroscelidea; Macroscelididae
Gene: TXNDC11
Product: thioredoxin domain containing 11
Exons: 12
Coding region: 44-2749 (901 amino acids)
Source: RefSeq, a predicted model, not a curated record